Messenger RNA from Diceros bicornis minor, 2567 nucleotides. RefSeq names its product TBC1 domain family member 24 (gene TBC1D24). The transcript has 7 exons. The coding region runs from base 174 to 1835 and encodes 553 amino acids. Lineage: Eukaryota; Metazoa; Chordata; Mammalia; Perissodactyla; Rhinocerotidae. The record is from RefSeq and is a predicted model, not a curated record.
ACCCUUGUGACAUCUCCAGACACUUGUCCCAUCCCAAGCGGAAAGGUUAGUCUGAGGGUAUGGAGGAGCAAACGGGUUAGCAGAGAAGCCUCGGAGAGGGGGCUGGAGGAUUUAGCUGCUCUUUGCCGCCUCCUGCCAGCCCAAGGGCCUUCCUCCCAGGUGUGCCUUGCACUAUGGACUCCCCGGGGUACAACUGCUUUGUGGACAGAGACAAGAUGGACGCUGCCAUCCAGGACCUGGGGCCCAAGGAGCUGAGCUGCACCGAGCUGCAGGAGCUGAAGCAGCUGGCACGCCAGGGCUACUGGGCCCGCAGCUAUGCCCUGCGGGGAAAGGUGUACCAGCGCCUGAUCCGGGACAUCCCCUGUCGCACGGUAACGCCCGAUGCCAGUGUGUACAGCGACAUUGUGGGCAAGAUCGUGGGCAAGCACAGCAGCAGCAGCCUGCCCUUGCCUGAAUUUGUGGACAACACACAGGUGCCCAGCUACUGCCUGAACACUCGAGGCGAGGGCGCCGUGCGUAAGAUCCUGCUGUGCAUCGCCAACCAGUUCCCUGACAUCUCCUUCUGCCCCGCCUUGCCCUCCAUCGUGGCCCUGCUGCUCCACUACAGCAUCGACGAGGCCGAGUGCUUCGAGAAGGCCUGCCGCAUCUUGGCCUGCAACGACCCCAGCAAGAAGCUGAUCGACCAGAGCUUCCUGGCCUUUGAGUCUUCCUGCAUGACAUUUGGGGACCUGGUGAACAAGUACUGCCAGGCGGCCCACAAGCUGAUGGUGGCUGUGUCGGAGGACGUCCUGCAGGUCUACGCGGACUGGCAGCGCUGGCUGUUCGGGGAGCUGCCCCUCAGCUACUUUGCUCGCGUCUUUGAUGUCUUCCUGGUGGAAGGUUACAAGGUGUUGUACCGAGUCGCUCUGGCAAUCCUCAAGUUCUUCCACAAGGUGAAAGCUGGGCAGCCACUAGAGUCGGACAACGUGAAGCAGGACAUUCGCACCUUUGUCAAGGACAUCGCCAAGACCGUGUCUCCCGAGAAGCUGCUGGAGAAAGCAUUUGCCAUCCGCCUCUUCUCUCGGAAGGAGAUUCAGCUCCUGCAGAUGGCCAACGAGAAAGCUCUGAAGCAGAAGGGUAUCACCGUCAAGCAAAAGAGGCAGUUUGUGCACCUGGCCGUGCACGCGGAGAACUUCCACUCGGAGAUCGUCAGCGUGAAGGAGAUGAGAGACAUCUGGUCCUGGGUCCCUGAGCGGUUUGCCCUCUGCCAGCCCCUCCUGCUCUUCUCCUCGCUGCAGCACGGGUACAGCCUGACCAGGUUCUAUUUCCAGUGUGAAGGACAUGAGCCCACCCUCCUGCUCAUCAAGACCACACAAAAGGAGGUGUGUGGAGCUUACCUGUCGACAGACUGGAGAGAGAGAAAUAAGUUUGGAGGCAAACUGGGCUUCUUUGGGACUGGAGAGUGCUUUGUGUUUAGGCUGCAGCCUGAGGUCCAGCGCUACGAGUGGGUGGUCAUCAAACACCCGGAGCUGACCAAGCCGGGGUCCUUGGAGACUACCACCACUCCAUCCCCACUCUGCCACUCCAUGUCCUCAGACCCUACUGACCGCCUCUCACCGUUCCUGGCUGCUCGGCACUUCAACCUGCCCUCCAAAACUGAGUCCAUGUUCAUGGCCGGGGGCAACGACUGCCUCAUCAUAGGUGGAGGGGGUGGCCAGGCGCUCUACAUCGAUGGGGAGCUGAACCGGGGCCGCACCGGCCACUGCGACACUUUCAACAACCAGCCCCUCUGCUCUGAGAACUUCCUCAUCGCUGCCGUGGAGGCCUGGGCCUUCCAAGACCCUGACACCCAUUGACGGGCCUGCGCCCAUGGUGAUCCAGCUGCCGCUGUGGGGUGGGGCGGGUUAAGGUGGGAUGGGACAGUGGCCAGGCCCCCACUUCAGGGAGGAAGCAGUGAAUGUAGAUCCCCCCAACUUUGUGUGGGGUGCAGCUGGGGCUCUGGUGCUGGGCUGGGCAGGGUUGCCAGGACCUUAGCUGGCCAGGACCAUUCCUCCUUGCCCUGCUGAAACCUGAUCAGACCCUGGCUCUCCUCUGUGGAGGCAUCCUGUACCCCAGACCUGGGAGGGGCUAUAUCCUGCAGUCCCUGAGCCUUAGUCCCUUUGGAAGGGACUGGAACGGCAGAAGGAACCUGCGCCAAGUGUGGGUCCACAGGCCCCCCUGCUGGUGCCUCUUAGCAUGGCUCCUGAGCAGAGUCCUAUAGCCGCCCACCUGGCCUGCUGCUGGUGGCUCUCCAGAUGUGUGUUGGUCCCGAGAAGAGACAGGCACUCUGGGCACCGUUCCUUGGCAGGAGCGUCUGCCUGGGGCUUCUGACCCAGUUCCCUCCUCCCCACUCUGGCCUCCCAGGGCCAGCUCUUGGACAGUAAUGGCAAGUGAAAGAGGAGAGGGCAGGAUUGUGCUGAGCUCUGGGCCUCUCCCAAGGGAGGAUCAAAGGCUGGAGGGGACAUAUGUGUCCUUGUGUUUCUGCAGAGCCUGAAGCUUCUGCUGGGCCUCAUUGUGUGUUCACAUGUGAAGAGGCUGCCUAGGGCAGC